Messenger RNA from Aplosporella prunicola CBS 121167, 2046 nucleotides. RefSeq lists its product as uncharacterized. Lineage: Eukaryota; Fungi; Ascomycota; Dothideomycetes; Botryosphaeriales; Aplosporellaceae. The transcript is spliced from 2 exons. The record is from RefSeq and is a predicted model, not a curated record. Bases 1 to 2046 code for a protein of 681 amino acids.
AUGUCAACUACAAAGAACUCAAACUGGAGAUCAGCGAUUAGCCUACACACGUCUCAAUACAACCUUUCGUUUUAUGAACCAGGAGGCCAAAAGGACAGCAUUUUUACGAAAUCGAUUCUUUCUACUACAAAGGCAGUCGAGAUUGUUGACCUCACGGAAGACACUGAAAGUGAAAAUGAUUGCGACGACGACGACGCCAGUAUCUUGUCAUGCAUCGAGGUCCUCCCAUGCCCGAAACCGAGAAAUAGAAAGAGGGAGAAAAGUAUCAGUGACGACUCUGGUGGGAACAAGAGGAUGAGAUGCAGUCCUAUUGAGUCUGAAACGGCUGUUAUAGACUCCCACCAGUUUGUUCAACUUCCCUACGAGAAAGAGUCGAAGAAUCACCGAUGGACGAAAGAGCAGAAAAUCGUCGUCUGCAUUCUUCGUCGCUACUAUAUCAACAGUUGGAGAGACCUCGCGGAGGUCUUCAACUAUCACUUCGCAAUUUCCGGACUUGCAGCUGAGGCACCAACAUCACUGCCCGAAGUGCCACUAUCGGAAGAACCACUGUCUGCGACAAAGAUGAGCGCUCAGUAUAGUGAUCUGCGGAGAUAUCGCUUGGAAUCGGCUUGGCGUGAAGUUUACAACACCCCAUUUGAAGAUCAGGAGAGAUGGUCGGCUUUGCAGACAAGUCUCGAGGGCAGAGCAGAGGCUUUGGGAAUUCGACUUGUUCCUGCACGACACCAGUCAGAAACAGAGCCCAAACACCCAAAAGGUCGGAAGACAUUGACUCUGUUGGACCGAAAGAGGAUCAGGUCAAUCAAGAAGAAGCUUAAGCUCGAGGCUCUCCAUCAAACAUGGCAGUCUGCUGCUGAUCCGUCCCCAGGAAACAACGCUGUUGCUCAAGGCCCUUCUCCGCCGCCGUCACCUGCACCACAAGACAGCGCAUAUAAGCAACUCCAGGCAGCCGCCGAUGACCACCAGUCCGACAACCAACCCUCCGUAGAAACCGAUGAUUCUGAAACAGAGCAGCUCGUCUCAAAAGGAAGGUCGAAGCCCGGCAGUCAACCAGCUCUACUAUACCGCAUGUACCACAAAGGGAGUGCUGGCAUCAAUACUCCCGAAACUAUACGAGCAGCUCACUUCCUUCAUAUCCCUAACAGCAAGAUUCCGGAACCACUCGGAAACGAUUCCCAAGCACUAAUCUAUGACGCAGCUCUACACCUGUGGCACGACCAAUGGGAGCGCCGAGCCUCGGAGGGCAGAGCCUCAGAGCGAGAACCCCCAGAACGAGAAGUCCCAGAGCAAGAAGCCCCAGAGCGAGAACCAGACUCUCGUUUUAUAUCCUGCACGGAUAGCCUGAUCUUCGCAAUGUCAAAGGCUCUAGCGCAGGAGAGACUAGGCAAUACGCCGUACAUCACGGUCAUUGAUGCAAAGGCUGCAAUGGCGAACGGUAAAGGAUUCAGUGCAAUGUCACUAAAAUGUCGGGCGCAGAUGUUUAAGUGGGCGCCAUCAGGGAUGAGAUACCAGGCUCGUUACGAAUGGCUCAUCUGGGGCGAGAUCCCCACAUCCACCCGUCUGUGCACAUUAAGUUUGGCACAGCUCCGCGCCCUCGCCAUUGCCGACAUCGACUUAACGCUCACUACCCUCCUAACCGCUGACCCCACCCACGAACUCUCUGUCACUUACCUCCGCAACGCACGCAAAACUCACCAACAAGUCCUUACUCCGGCUAGCGCCCGCGCAAUGGGUGGGUUUGCUGCGGCUUUCGGUCUGAGCCUAGCCUCACAGUCAGACAAGCUGGAACAGUUCGUAUACAACGUCAUUCAGGGGUGGUGCUGGGACGUUCCUGGCCUUAUAGGAGACAACAACGGAAUAGACGACGAGCGCGUCCGGGCGUUCGCGGAGGGCCUUUCUGCGAGCAACACUGGCGGAGCAGAUGUGACUGGGGAUGAGAAGAACAGGGUUGCAAAGGCGUUUUUGGAGGGCAUGAGGAAGGCGAGGGGGUAUUUGAGGAACGAGUUCAUGCGGAAGUGGAGGGCGAAGAAGCUGCGCUCGGGGCCAUGA